This is a messenger RNA of Mya arenaria, 576 nucleotides long. RefSeq lists its product as uncharacterized. Bases 1 to 576 code for a protein of 191 amino acids. The transcript has 3 exons. Lineage: Eukaryota; Metazoa; Mollusca; Bivalvia; Myida; Myidae. The record is from RefSeq and is a predicted model, not a curated record.
AUGCUAGAGCUCUGGGAGAAAGUCACACCAAAACUCUCUGAAGUGUCUCUAGAGCAACCUGAAGCGGCUGCCGUCUAUUUGUCGAAAGAAGCAGGUAAAAUAACCGUUGUUGGCAUGAAACAUGUUGCUGAUCCGCUCAUCAAAAGCAUUGGUGCCAUCAUUGACUUGGCUUCAGAUGAGUUUGCUAAAGAGAAAAUAUUUCCUGUGGAGAAAGGAACAAGCAUUAUUGUAGCUGCCGUCAAGAACUUUUUCCGGGAGGAACAAUAUAGCUCUUUGACGGAGAUCUACCUGUGUGAUAUGAAGUAUGGCACAGUUGAUGCUUUUACUGAAGCUCUACAGAAUGAAUGGGGUGCUCAUAACGUGGAAAAACAUGCAAGCAAAACACAACAACGGAAACCUGACGACUCCGAUGAAGAUGCCGAACAUUUAUAUGAGACACUUCCGGCAAAGGCAGGUCCUGACCCUUAUUCUUUUGGGAACAUAAGAGUUACAAUCAAGUCAGGCGACAUCACUGCUGAGGAUGCUGAUUGCAUUGUUAACAGCUCAAAUGAGGACUUGGAUUUCAAUAAAGGUUAA